Molecule: messenger RNA, 2600 nt
Organism: Podarcis raffonei (Aeolian wall lizard)
Lineage: Eukaryota; Metazoa; Chordata; Lepidosauria; Squamata; Lacertidae
Gene: RAB21
Product: RAB21, member RAS oncogene family
Exons: 7
Coding region: 218-901 (227 amino acids)
Biological process (GO): Rab protein signal transduction
Molecular function (GO): GTPase activity; GTP binding
Source: RefSeq, a predicted model, not a curated record
CGUGACGUAGGAGGAAGAAGGCGACGCCAUUAGAGGGAGUCAGGCUGAGGCGGCCCCCCCUCCUCCGGUAACAGGGAAGUGGGUGUCUCUUUCCUCCGGUGUCCUCGUCUCCUUCUGCGCGGGGCCUGCCUUCUCUUCGCCGCCUCCCCACCCCCUGCUAGGAGAGGAGCGGGGCUGCGGAUGUGAGGCCGCAGCGUCGGCGGCCACUUCGCUGCGGAUGGCGGCGUCGGCGGCGACCUCUGGCGCGGGAGGCGGCGCUGCCGGCGGCGGGAGAAGCUUUUCCUUCAAGGUGGUCCUGCUGGGCGAAGGCUGCGUGGGGAAAACCUCGCUGGUCCUCCGCUACUGCGAGAACAAGUUCAAUGACAAGCACAUCACCACCCUACAGGCAUCUUUUCUAACAAAGAAGCUAAAUAUUGGAGGAAAAAGAGUAAACCUUGCAAUAUGGGAUACAGCAGGGCAAGAAAGAUUUCAUGCACUGGGUCCUAUUUACUACAGAGACUCUAAUGGAGCUAUUUUAGUGUAUGAUAUAACAGAUGAAGACUCUUUCCAGAAGGUAAAAAACUGGGUCAAAGAAUUAAGAAAAAUGUUGGGAAAUGAAAUUUGUCUAUGCAUAGUUGGUAACAAAAUAGAUUUGGACAAGGAAAGACAUGUCUCUAUUCAAGAAGCAGAAACGUAUGCAGAAUCGGUGGGAGCAAAACACUAUCACACAUCAGCCAAACAGAACAAAGGCAUAGAAGAACUCUUUCUUGACCUGUGUAAAAGAAUGAUAGAAACAGCGCAAGUCGAUGAGAGAGCACGAGGCAAUGGUUCCAGUCAGUCAGGAACUGCAAGGCGGGGAGUACAGAUAAUUGAUGAUGAACCAGCAGCUCAGACCAGUGGAGGCUGCUGCUCAUCUGGAUAAUUGUAUAAGACUGUGUAUCUUGCCCCUUAGUGAAGACUGCCGUAUUCAAAGUCUCAUUCUUUAUCAGUGGAGAAUCGGAAUUAACAGUAUUCAAAAUCAUUUCUAACAAUUCAGUACCAUUAAGUGCUAAACUAGUGGAGUAUGUGACCAGAGAAUUGGCAUUUUCUACAAUGGUUAACAAAGCAAACCAAUGGCCUUUUUACAUAGUUCUUCAAUAAUGAAUAAUAUUGCAUGUGGGAAAGACUUAUGGCUUCAUUUAUAUUUUAAAUGAGAUCAUUAUUUAAUAACUUAUAUACACUAUUGGAAUGAGACAUUUUUUGCAGCCCUUUGUAUUUUGUGGUAGAUUGAACUGUUAUCACUUCAAAAUUGCAAAUUGAUUUCUUUUUAAUUAGCAGAUACUGAAUACUAUUUUUGCAGGGUUGGUGUCAACCUAUAACUGUCUGACUACUUUGAUAUAUUCAUUCUGUACUCCAUGCUGGUAAAAAUAAAUUGUAAAUUACAUAUUAAAUAUUUUAUCUGCUUUUACAAGUGCAGGUGCAGAAAUAUGUACAUUAGUCUUGUCAGUGAUUAUGAAGUGAGUAACAGCUGGUGAAAAAGAAACAAAUUUCAUUAUUGACUGCUCACUUUUAUUCUUGCUAGAUUAUGUCCAUUCUUUUUGCUUGUUCUGAAGUUCACAUAUUUUGGGAGAAACUUUCUGGCAAGUAUAGGUCUCUAAACACAUAAGGUCUAAACAUCUAGUUAGAAUGUUGUGAUUUGCUUCUACACUUGUUUCUUCUAAUAGAAGUUUGACAUGCCUAAAAUAUUGAACUGCUUUAUAGCUGCUUUUGUCACACAAGAAUUGAAUCUUACAAACUUGGCUGCUUCCAUCUGAUAAUCACUAAGCAAGACCUGAUCACGAAACUUCUGUUCUUUUAUCCUUGCUUCUUCUUGUCAAGCUUUUCUUCCAGUUAAAGAAAUGAAAAUAAGUGAAAAAUAACUUGGCUGCAACAGUUUUCUUUGGGGGGUUUUUUAAUAGGCCAUUUAAAUUGGAAAGAACACAAUGUGUUUUGUAUCAGCUUUGUUGAAAUCCACUUGGUUUUUGAAUAGGAGAAAUUACAAAUAAGAAUAUAGAAAGUAUCUUCUGAAGGGACAGCGAUUUGGAAAAUAACCUGGAACUGUUCUUGUAUUGGAACUAGAAGAGUAAAGCUAAAGUAGAAUGCUAAAGAAAAUUUCACUGAAGGUAUUAUUUGGUAAAUGGGUAUAUGUUGGUGUGGAAAUGGAGUACAUGGUUUAGCCUUAGAAAACUGGCUUGUGUGAUCCUCAUACUAAUGUCACGUGGUGCUUUGAAUUUUCAGUAGUGCAGUGAUCGUUAUUCACAUUCAAACCUAAAGAUAAAGGUGCACUGAGAAACUUGAUACCAACCUUAUUAACUUCACUCUCCAAAACCUGGCACAUAAGCUUUAAGGAUUAGUCUUCUAAAACAUUGCAUGGAUUUAUUAUCUUUCACAAGUUGUAUGAAAAUCAGGUGAGGCUUAUGAGAAGAAACUAGCUGCCACACAUGGCUAUAAUCUUAUUUAAUAUGUACAUUGUACUCUGUACCCUUGACCUUAAUUGUAAGUUAGAUGAUCUGUUAAAGUGCAUCUGUUUAGUUUGGUUACUGUGACUUAAACCAUGUGCUGCUGUAAGCUACUCUAUCUUCAUUAAAUAUUCAUAUUUAGUA